This is a messenger RNA of Spirometra erinaceieuropaei, 2099 nucleotides long. Lineage: Eukaryota; Metazoa; Platyhelminthes; Cestoda; Diphyllobothriidea; Diphyllobothriidae. The record is from the annotation of a GenBank genome assembly.
AUGUGUAAGGCUAAUGUUAACCGUUAAAUAUUUCUGAAAUUGCUAUCCGUAACUGGUUUUAUCGAGAAUCUAGUCUGUUUAGUCCAAAGGGCUUUCUUACCGUUAAGGAAUUUUCCUUAAGGAAUAUUAGUUAGUUGACGAAUGUCCCACAAUUGUGGGAUAUUCCUCAACAAACGACUUUUAGUCAAAAAAUAAAAAUACUUAGGUGUUGUUUCUGUUUUUUUCAGUGCAAUACCUUUUGAAUAUAAUCAACAUUAAUUGCAGAGUAGGGGGCUGGAUUUUCAGCAAAGAUGUCGACAAGCAUUAUAAAUAUUUAAUGAUGCUCAGACGUCACAUGUAAUACAUAUGUAUUACAUAUAUAAAAUCACAUUGUGGUAUUUAAUAUUUAGGGAAGGAGAAAUAUAUGUGUCUCUCUUAAUAGAAAUAUAUUGAUCGGGAUGCAUCCGGAAUUAUAUGCCGUGCGCAAAUCUUUUCCUAGGCUUCAAAAUGAAACAAGACAAUGAAUUGGAAUAAUAUAAUACCUCUUUAAGAAUUAUCCAGAAUUAAUGCCCAGUAAAAGUGACUGCGACUCUACCUGAAAUUAAGGGAAAUCUUAAGGAUUUUACUUGCUGAAUAUAGUUUAGUUGACAUAUAUGUGUCAGUUUGAAAUUUAAAAACAGGGGUCUUUAAAUUUCACAAAAAAUUGUUCAAAAGGAUCAUACUCCUUAUGUUUAUGUAUAUAACUUAACAACUAUAAGUAAAUCAUAUACGCAAAAGGUGCAUAUUGUUGUGUGUUGAUAACAACACGAAUGACGUUCACUAUUAAACUGCAAGCAGGAAAUGCAUUUAAGCAAUCAGAUACCGAAGUAUAUUACCGUAUCCAGUGCAAGUCGUUCGAUAUGUUUGGUGUUAUCCAAAGUGCUUCGCCAAUAGGCAUCGCAAAACUCUGAAAUUUACUUAAUAUGUCUGCACGUUCACAACUUUACGUCUGUCGCGAUGACCUUAUUUGAGUUAUUUCUUUUGUACAGUCAUGGCCAAUUCCAGUCCGGUCAAGGUUGUUAAAGCAACCGUAAGUUUCUUAAUCAGUAUGAUUAAUUUUUCGAAAAUGCCACUUGAAUCAGUAAUCCAUCGGUUAUCAAGCAAUGAUGAGACUUUUAAUGUUUGAAGUCGAUUUGGCACAGGCCCUACAUCUUUGGGUGAGAACCUAACAGAUUAGCUCUAUAAUUUGACUAGUUGUCUACGCAAAAAUAAGGCUUUCAUAUGACAUUGAAUGCUCUGUUUUUCCGUUUGUCCUAAAUACUUACAAAUAAACGUUCUUCAUAAGAACGAAGAGCAUAGCCCACUUCCUUUUUGCAAAGGUAACUUAUAGUUAAUCUCAGGCAACUUAAGGUAAUUUUUUGCCGUUUUAGGAGCUUCCGGUCAUUCUGGAAAAGAACACAUACGUCAUUGUCAAUUUUUUCACAUCAUGGUUAGCAGCAAGUUACGAGGUUGCGCCAAUUAUAGAGAAACUGGCGCACAAGUAUCCAAAGAUUAAGUUUGUCACCGUUGACGUCAGCGAGAACCAGGUGAAUUUACACUACACUUCCUCUUUUCGAAGUACCUCUAAACGUGCACUCUUUAAACUGCAUUUCUUCACUUGUCCCCCAGGAGUAUAUGUGUUUCAUUGUAAUUUGCAUUUUAACCACCAGACUAAUUGCUAACAUAAGCAGUUUGAAGUAAAUCUACCGGGAAUAAUCAAACUUAGGAGACAGAAACUGUAAUCGUGGAGGAAAGUUGUACGAAAAUUUGUAUUACACAACCACGUGACAGUUAAAUUUAUGAAGAUCGGCUGCACUAACACAAAAAGAUGUAGUGUCAGUGCUCAUGUUGAAAAUGUUUUACUUGCUUUUUAGGACCUUUUGAGGGCCUACAAUUGUCCGGGCCUGCCGUACGUCAUAAUUUUCUGGAGGGGGCUGGUACUCGACCGAUGCGAUGACGCGACACGAGCUUCUGUCAAACGCAUGGUCAGAGCUCUGACAAAGGAAGGACACUACCUCACUUUCUCCACAAACUCUGGAAAAUCAGUGACAUUUUCGGAUGCCAUCGCAUGGGAUUGCAGAGUGAAGAAAGCGGUUGUUUAA